AUGGCUGCAGCUUCAUACGAUCAGUUGUUAAAACAAGUUGAGGCACUGAAGAUGGAGAACUCAAAUCUUCGACAAGAGCUAGAAGAUAAUUCCAAUCAUCUAACAAAACUGGAAACUGAGGCAUCUAAUAUGAAGGAAGUACUUAAACAGUUACAAGGAAGUAUUGAAGAUGAAGCAAUGGCAUCGUCUGGACAAAUUGAUUUGUUGGAACGUCUAAAAGAACUCAACUUAGACAGUAAUAAUUUUCCUGGAGUGAAACUUCGACCAAAAAUGUCUAUUCGAUCCUAUGGAAGCAGAGAAGGAUCUAUAUCAAGUCGUUCAGGAGAAUGCAGUCCUGUACCAAUGGGUUCAUUUUCAAGAAGAGGCUUUGUGAAUGGAAGCAGAGAAAGCACUGGAUAUUUAGAAGAACUUGAAAAAGAAAGAUCACUACUACUUGCAGAACUUGAAAAAGAAGAAAAAGAAAAAGAUUGGUAUUAUGCUCAACUUCAAAACCUAACUAAAAGGAUAGAUAGUCUUCCUUUAACAGAAAAUUUCUCUUUGCAAACAGAUAUGACUAGGAGGCAGUUGGAGUAUGAAGCAAGGCAGAUCAGAGCUGCAAUGGAAGAACAGCUAGGUACUUGCCAGGAUAUGGAAAAACGAGCACAGCUAAGAGUGGCUAGAAUUCAGCAAAUCGAGAAAGAUAUACUUCGCAUACGACAGUUAUUACAGUCCCAACCUGCAGAAGCAGAGAGGGCAUCUCAGAGCAAACCUGAUGCCAUCUCCCAUGAAGCAGAGAGGCAGAAUGAAGGCCUAGGAGCAACAGAAAUCAGCAUGGCACCAUCUAAUAGUGGUCAGGGUUCUAUUGCACAAGUGGAUCAUGAAACAGCCAGUGUUAUGAGUGCUAGUAGUACUUAUUCUGUUCCUCGAAGGCUGACAAGUCAUCUGGGUACCAAGGUGGAAAUGGUUUAUUCAUUGUUGUCAAUGCUUGGUACUCAUGAUAAGGAUGACAUGUCACGAACUUUGCUAGCUAUGUCUAGCUCCCAAGACAGCUGCAUAUCAAUGCGACAAUCUGGAUGUCUUCCUCUCCUUAUCCAGCUUUUACAUGGCAAUGAUAAAGACUCUGUAUUGUUGGGAAAUUCCAGAGGAAGUAAGGAAGCUCGUGCUAGAGCCAGUGCAGCACUUCACAACAUCAUUCAUUCACAACCUGAUGACAAGCGAGGCAGGCGUGAAAUCCGUGUCCUUCAUCUUUUGGAACAGAUCCGAGCUUAUUGUGAAACUUGUUGGGAAUGGCAAGAAGCCCAUGAGCAAGGCAUGGAUCAGGACAAGAAUCCUAUGCCAGCUCCUGUUGAACAUCAAAUCUGUCCAGCUGUGUGCGUUCUGAUGAAACUUUCAUUUGAUGAAGAACACAGGCAUGCAAUGAAUGAACUUGGGGGACUACAGGCCAUUGCAGAAUUAUUACAAGUAGACUGUGAAAUGUAUGGGCUUACCAAUGACCACUACAGUGUUACUUUAAGACGAUACGCUGGAAUGGCUCUGACAAACUUGACUUUUGGAGAUGUAGCAAACAAGGCUACUCUGUGCUCUAUGAAAGGAUGUAUGCGAGCUCUUGUUGCCCAAUUGAAAUCUGAAAGUGAAGACUUGCAGCAGGUCAUUGCAAGUGUUUUAAGGAAUUUGUCUUGGCGAGCUGAUGUGAAUAGUAAAAAGACUCUGCGUGAAGUUGGAAGUGUAAAAGCUCUAAUGGAAUGUGCUUUGGAAGUUAAAAAGGAAUCCACCCUCAAAAGCGUACUGAGUGCCUUAUGGAAUUUAUCAGCACAUUGCACUGAAAAUAAAGCUGAUAUCUGUGCUGUUGAUGGUGCUCUUGCAUUUUUGGUUGGCACACUAACUUACCGGAGCCAAACAAAUACUUUAGCCAUCAUUGAGAGUGGAGGUGGGAUAUUGCGGAAUGUGUCUAGCUUGAUAGCCACAAAUGAGGAACACAGGCAAAUAUUGAGAGAAAAUAGUUGCUUACAAACCUUGUUGCAGCACUUAAAGUCUCAUAGUUUGACAAUAGUAAGCAAUGCUUGUGGAACUUUGUGGAAUCUCUCAGCAAGAAACACUAAAGACCAAGAAGCAUUAUGGGACAUGGGGGCAGUUAGUAUGCUUAAGAAUCUAAUUCACUCAAAGCACAAAAUGAUUGCUAUGGGCAGUGCAGCAGCAUUGAGGAACCUUAUGGCAAACAGACCUGCAAAAUAUAAGGAUGCCAAUAUUAUGUCUCCUGGUUCAAGCUUGCCAUCUCUUCAUGUCAGAAAGCAAAAAGCACUAGAAGCAGAAUUAGAUGCUCAACAUUUAUCUGAGACUUUUGAUAAUAUUGACAAUUUAAGUCCCAAGACGUCUCAUCGCAAUAAACAGAGGCAUAAACAAAAUUUAUAUAGUGAAUAUGCUUUUGAUAUUAAUCGUCAUGAGGAGAAUAGGUCAGACAAUUUUAAUACUGGAAAUAUGACGGUACUUUCACCAUAUUUGAAUACUACAGUCUUGCCAGCAUCUUCAUCAAGAACAAAUUUGGAAAGCUCUCGAUCUGAAAAAGACCGGAGCUUGGACAGAGAACGAGGAAUUGGACUAAACACCUUUCAUCCAGCAACAGAAAAUUCUGGAAAUUCUUCAAAGAGAAUUGGAUUGCAGAUCUCUACUGCUACAGCCCAGAUUGCUAAAGUCAUGGAAGAAGUAUCAGGAAUUCAUGUACAAGAAGAUCAAGGUUCAGGAUCGUCAACAGAAUUACAUUGUAUAGCAGAAGACAGGAGCACAUUGAGAAGAGCAUCUGCUACCCUUGCACAUUCAAACACUUAUAACUUUCCCAAAUCAGAUAAUUCAAAUAGAACAUGUCCUAUGCCUUAUGCCAAAAUGGAAUACAAGAGAUCUUCAAAUGAUAGUUUAAAUAGUGUUAGUAGCAGUGAUGGCUAUGGUAAAAGAGGUCAAAUGAAACCCUCUAUUGAAUCCUAUUCUGGGGAUGAUGAAAGUAAAUUUUGUAGUUAUGGACAGUAUCCUGCUGAUUUGGCUCAUAAAAUUCAUAGUGCAAAUCAUAUGGAUGAUAAUGAUGAAGAAUUAGAUACCCCAAUAAAUUAUAGCCUUAAAUAUUCAGAUGAACAGUUAAAUUCUGGAAGACAGAGUCCUUCACAGAAUGAAAGAUGGGCAAGACCAAAACAUAUAAUAGAAGAUGAAAUCAAACAAAAUGAGCAGAGACAGUCAAGGGGUCAAAAUGCAUCCUUUUCUGCUUAUAGUGAAAGUACUGAUGAGAAACAUAUCAAGUUUCAGUCCCGUUUUGGACAGCAAGAAUGUGUGUCUCCAUAUAGAUCAAGGGGAGCCAAUGGAUCAGAACAAAAUCGAGUUAAUUCAAAUCAUGGACUUAAUCAGAAAGUUAACCAGUCUUUGUGUCAUGAAGAUGAUUAUGAUGAAGAUAAACCAACCAACUACAGUGAACGUUAUUCUGAAGAGGAACAGCAUGAGGAAGAAGAGAGACCAACAAAUUAUAGCAUAAAAUAUAAUGAAGAAGAACAUCAUGUAGAUCAACCUAUUGAUUAUAGUUUAAAAUAUACAGCAGAUAUUACUCCCUCCUCACAGAAGCCAUCUUUUUCAUUUUCAAAAAGUUCAUCUGUACAAAGUAAUAAAACAGAUCACAUCUCUUCAAGUGGUGGGAAUACAUCAACUGCUUCAGCUAGUACCAAAAGGCAGAAUCACCUUCAUCCAAGUUCAGCACAGAAUAGAAGUGGUCAGACUCAGAAGACUGCCUCUUGUAAAGCUACUUCUAUUAAUCAGGAAACAAUACAGACUUACUGUGUGGAAGAUACACCAAUAUGUUUUUCAAGAUGUAGUUCAUUAUCUUCUUUGUCAUCUGCUGAAGAUGAAAUAGGACGGGAUCAGACAACCCGUGGGACAGAGACUUCUAAUAAUCUACAGAUAGCCGAACUGAAAGAAAACAGUGGAAGUGUGUCAACUGAUGAUACAAUUAGUGAAGUUCCAUCAACAUCACAACAUAUUCGAACCAAAGCCAACAGACUCCAAACUACUAGUUUAUCUCCUUCAGAUUCAGCCAGACAUAAAGCUGUUGAGUUUUCUUCAGGUGCCAAGUCUCCAGCAAAAAGUGGCGCUCAGACACCUAAAAGUCCCCCAGAGCAUUAUGUUCAAGAGACUCCACUUAUGUUUAGCAGAUGUACUUCAGUCAGUUCACUAGAUAGUUUUGAGAGUCGUUCAAUUGCAAGUUCUGUUCAAAGUGAACCCUGCAGUGGAAUGGUAAGUGGCAUCAUAAGCCCUAGUGACCUUCCAGACAGUCCUGGACAAACUAUGCCACCAAGUAGAAGUAAAACCCCACCUCCUGUUCAAGCUGUACAAACUAAGAGAGAGGUAACAAAAAGUAAAGUAUCUAACACUGAAAAGAGAGAAAGUGGGCCUAGGCAAGCUGCUGUAAAUGCUGCAGUUCAGAGAGUCCAGGUGCUACCUGAUGCUGACACCUUGUUACAUUUUGCUACAGAAAGUACUCCUGAUGGAUUUUCUUGUUCAUCUAGUUUAAGUGCUUUGAGCCUUGAUGAACCUUUUAUACAGAAAGAUGUGGAAUUAAGAAUAAUGCCCCCUGUGCAGGAAAAUGACCAUGGAAACGAAACCGAGCCAGAGCAGCUAGAAGAUGUAAGUGAAAAUAAGGAGAAAAAGGCAGAGAAACCUAUUGAAUCUGAGAAAGAUAUACUGGAUGACUCUGAUGAUGAUGAUAUUGAAAUAUUAGAAGAAUGUAUUAUUUCUGCUAUGCCAACAAAAUCUUCACGUAAAGCCAAAAAGCCCUCACAAGCUGCUUCAAAAAUACCUCCUCCAGUGGCAAGGAAACCAAGUCAGCUGCCUGUGUACAAACUUCUUCCGUCACAGAACAGAUUGCAAGCUCAAAAACAUGUUAGUUUUACUCCUGGAGAUGAUAUGCCACGAGUAUAUUGUGUAGAAGGCACACCUAUAAACUUUUCCACAGCUACAUCUCUAAGUGAUCUCACAAUAGAAUCACCUCCAAAUGAAUUGGCCGUUAUUGAGAGUACUGGCACAGCAGGAGCACAAUUAGAGUUUGAAAAAAGAGAUACUAUUCCUACAGAAGGCAGAAGUACAGAUGACAUUCAAACAGGAAAAAUUCCAAAUAUAACUACCUCUGCAUUAGAUGACAAUAAAACAGAAGAAGGUGAAAUCCUUGCUGAGUGUAUUAAUUCAGCUAUGCCUAAAGGAAAGAGUCAUAAGCCUUUCCGUGUGAAGAAGAUAAUGGAUCAGAUUCAACAAGCAUCAACAUCUUCAUCUGGAAAUAGUAAAAGCCCACUAGACAAUGAGAAAAAGAAACCUACAUCACCAGUAAAGCCAAUGCCACAAAGUGUUGAAUAUCGAACUCGUAUAAGAAAAAAUGCAGAAUCAAAAAAUUUGAAUAUUGAAAGAUCUUACUCAGAUAACAAGGACUCAAAGAAACUGAAUUUGAAAAACAAUCCAAGAGACUUUAUUGAUAAGCUUCCAAAUAAUGAAGAGCGUGUGAGAGGAAGCUUUACUUUUGAUUCUCCACAUCACUAUACACCUAUUGAGGGAACUCCUUACUGUUUCUCACGAAAUGAUUCUUUGAGUUCUCUUGACUUCGAUGAUGAUGAUGUUGACCUUUCCAGGGAAAAGGCAGAGUUGAAAGGAAAAGAAGCUAAGGAAACAGAAACUAAAGUUAAUAACCAUAUAGAACUAACAUCAAACCAACAGCCCAGUAAUAGAACACAGAUUUGUACAAAACAACCAAUAGAUAGAAAUCAGUCUAAACCCUUGCUGCAGAAGCAGUCCACUUUUCCUCAACCAUCCAAAGAUUUGCCAGACAGAGGAGCAGCCACAGAUGAAAAGUUACAGAAUUUUGCAAUUGAAAAUACCCCAGUUUGUUUUUCUCGAAACUCAUCUCUGAGUUCUCUCAGUGACAUUGACCAGGAAAAUAACAAUAACAAAGAAAGUGAACCUACUAAACAGACUGAGCCACCUGAUUCACAGGUAGAAACAAGUAGACCUCAGACAUCAGGUUAUGCUCCUAAAUCAUUCCAUGUUGAAGAUACCCCAGUGUGUUUUUCAAGAAAUAGUUCACUUAGUUCUCUUAGCAUAGAUUCUGAAGAUGACCUUUUACAGGAAUGUAUCAGUUCUGCAAUGCCAAAAAAGAAAAGGCCAUCAAGGUUCAAAGGUGAUGAUGAAAAACCUAGUGCUAGGAACAUGGAUGGUAUAUUAGUAGAAGAUUUGACAUUAGAUUUAAGAGACAUACAGAGACCUGAUUCAGAACAUGGUUUUUCUCCUGAUUCAGAAAACUUUGAUUGGAAAGCUAUUCAAGAAGGUGCAAAUUCUAUAGUUAGUAGUUUACAUCAGGCUGCUGCUGCUGCUUGUUUAUCUAGACAAGCUUCAUCUGAUUCUGAUUCCAUUCUUUCACUAAAGUCAGGUAUUUCUCUUGGAUCACCAUUUCAUCUUACACCUGAUCAAGAGGAAAAACCCUUUACGAGUAACAAAGGCCCACGAAUUCUAAAGCCAGGUGAGAAAAGUACAUUGGAAACUAAAAAAAUAGAGUCUGAAAAUAAAGGAAUCAAAGGAGGAAAGAAAGUUUAUAAAAGUUUGAUCACUGGAAAAGUUCGUUCUAAUUCAGAAGUUUCAAGCCAGUUGAAACAACCCCUGCAAACAAACAUGCCUUCAAUUUCUCGAGGAAGGACAAUGAUUCACAUUCCAGGAAUCCGAAAUAGCUCUUCAAGUACAAGUCCAGUUUCGAAAAAGGGACCAUCCCUCAAAACCCCAGCUUCCAAAAGUCCCAGUGAGGGCCCAGCAUCUAGUACUUCUCCUAGAGGAGGUAAACCAGCAGUGAAAUCAGAAUUAAGUCCUUUGACCAGGCAGACAUCCCAACCAGGUGGUUCAAGUAAAGGACCUUCUAGAUCAGGAUCUAGAGAUUCAACUCCUUCAAGACCAUCCCAGCAACCAUUGAGUAGACCUAUGCAGUCUCCAGGAAGAAACUCAAUUUCUCCUGGUAGAAAUGGAAUAAGUCCUCCUAACAAAUUAUCUCAAUUGCCCCGAACAUCAUCCCCCAGUACUGCAUCAACUAAGUCCUCAGGUUCAGGGAAAAUGUCAUAUACAUCUCCAGGAAGACAGAUGAGCCAGCAAAACCUUAAUAAACAAACAGGUUUAUCCAAGAAUACCAGUAAUAUACCCAGAAGUGAAUCUGCCUCCAAAGGACUAAAUCAGAUAACUAGCAGCAAUGGAACAAAUAAAAAAGUUGAACUUUCUAGAAUGUCUUCGACCAAAUCUAGUGGAAGUGAAUCUGACAGAUCAGAAAGACCUGUUUUGGUACGUCAGUCAACUUUCAUCAAAGAAACUCCAAGCCCAACACUGAGAAGAAAAUUGGAAGAGUCUGCAUCAUUUGAAUCUUUGUCUUCAUCUUCUAGACCAGAGUCUCCUACUAGAUCCCAGGUACAAACUCCAGUUUUAAGUCCAUCCCUUCCUGAUAUGUCUUCAUCUACACAUUCAUCCAUUCAGACUGGUGGUUGGCGGAAACUCCCACCUAAUCUUAAUCCUGCUAUAGAAUUUAAUGAUGGAAGAUCAACAAAGCGCCAUGAUAUAGCUCGCUCCCAUUCUGAGAGCCCUUCUAGACUUCCAAUUAAUAGGUCAGGAACUUGGAAACGUGAACACAGUAAGCAUUCAUCAUCACUUCCUCGUGUAAGCACUUGGAGAAGAACUGGAAGUUCCUCUUCAAUUCUCUCUGCUUCAUCAGAAUCCAGUGAAAAGGCAAAAAGUGAAGAUGAAAAACAUGUGAGCUCAUUUCUAGGAACAAAACAGACUAAAGAAAACCAAGGGCCAGCAAAAGGAACUUGGAGAAAAAUAAAAGAAAAUGAAAUGGCUCCUACAAGUAGUGUUUCCCAGGUUACUUCCUCAGGUGCUACAAAUGGUGCAGAUUCAAAGACUUUAAUUUAUCAAAUGGCACCUGCUGUCUCCAAGACAGAAGACGUGUGGGUAAGAAUUGAGGAUUGUCCCAUUAAUAACCCUAGAUCAGGAAGAUCUCCUACUGGAAACACCCCCCCAGUGAUUGACACUGUUUCAGAGAAAGUUAAUUCUAGUAAUAAAGAUCCAAAAGAUAAUCAGGGAAAACCAAAUGGGGGUAAUGGCAGUAGUAGUGCUCCUGCUCGCACUGUAGGCUUAGAAAACCGUCUGAAUUCUUUCAUUCAGAUAGAUAGCCCAGACAAAAAGGCUACUGAGACAAAAUCAGGACAAGGAAAUAUUGUCCCCACACCAGAGACUAGUGAAACUUCUAUUACUGAGCGUACACCAUUCAGUUCUACCAACUCAAGCAAGCACAGUUCACCUAGUGGAACUGUUGCUGCUAGGGUAACACCUUUCAAUUACAAUCCAAGUCCUAGGAAAAGCAGUGCAGAUAGCAGUUCAGCCCGCCCAUCACAGAUCCCUACACCAGUAAAUAACAGCACAAAAAAGCGAGAUUCAAAAACUGAAAACACAGAAUCUAGUGGAGCUCAAAGCCCUAAACGCCAUUCUGGGUCUUACCUGGUAACUUCUGUUUAAAAGAAAUAAAAUUAAAGAAAAUUAUGUAUUAUUUACAACCGUUAUAUAGAAAUUUUGUUUCAAAUGAAACUAAAAAAGAAUUUUGUGUAAAUAGGUUGAUUCUUGCGAGAGGGUCUUUGUUCUGGAAGCCAUAUUUAAUAGUAUACUUUGUUUUCACUGGUCAUAUUUUGGAGGGACACUUGAUAGUUUAGAGGAAAAUUGGUAAAGCAAGUAUAUUUGUACAGAAUGUUUUACAUGUAUUUAAGUAGCAUCCCAUACCAUGAUCCUUUAAUUAUUGCUUGUCUUAAAAUAAUGAACAUUACAGAUAGAGGGUACAAUAUAAUUGCUGUAUAUCAAUCAUUUCUAGAUUUAAAAUGAUUAAAUUUACAUCAGGGAAAAAUUGGUAUUUAUGCAAAAAAAAACUCUGUUUAGUAUACUCAAGAGUCCAUCUAAUACAAAAAUUAAUCAUGUGACUGUGAAAUUCACAGUAAUAUGGUUCCAGAUGAACAAAUUUUCCCAGCUUGCUCUUCUGCAUGAAUGAAACUGAUGGUUCAAUUUCUGAAGUAAUGAUUAACAGUUCUGUGGUCACAUAAUGUGCAUAGAUAGGUAUGGUGUAAAAAUUUACACUAGUUUGUGCUCUUAAAAGAAAAAAAAAGAAAAUCUGUGUAACAAUAAAACCUUGAAUGAAAUUAUUUUACCUGAAUUAGAUUUUAUCUGAAAGUAGGUAGAAUUAAUUUUUGCUAUGCUGUAACUUGUUGUAUAUUCUGGUAUUUGAGGUGAGAUGGCUGCUCUUUUAUUAAUGAGACAUGGGUUGUGUCUCAAAAGAAACUAAAUGAACAAUUUAGAAUAAAUUAUUGCUGUAUGUAAAAUGUGUGUUACUGAAGUCUGUAUUUGAAGGGUCUUAUUUCACAUUUGCUUAGUCAUUUUAAAAGCUUAUAUGCAGUUUCUUCAAGCCCUAUGCAUUUAGAGUAAAAUUUCUCCUGCUGUAAUAAAGCAGCUUGUUGAAGAAAGCUGUAUAGAUUAUGCAGUGGCACUUAUUCCUAAAUUUACUUCCUUUGUUCCUUUGUAUGAUAAGAUUUGAAAGUGUCUACCAAUGUUUCUUGCUGUUUAAUAGUUUUCCAUUUUUACUGUUUUCUGAAAGAUAAUCUUUCAUUAUAAAGAAUCUCUCACUUAAAAUAAAUUCACUUAGCAGAAUUCUGAAUUUAAAGAAUUCAUUAAUUUAAUUAUAUAUUUAUUGUUAAGAAAUAAUACUUUCCAAACAACAGAAAUUGAUUGAACAGGAAAUAAUCACUGGUGAUUCAUUUCAAAAUCAUUUGUGUCUGAAGUCAUAUCGUUGGCUGGAACAUGAAAUCACUAAUUAGAAAGAAGAAACAGUCAGAAUCAUUAUCAGAUUAGAAGAAAGGAUAAAGUUCUGGGAAGUUAGAAUAACAGUUAAUAUUUAUAUGACCAUUUAUUAUAUCCAGAUACUGUGCUGACUGCUUUACAAAUGUUACCUCAUUUGAUCCUCACAACCAUCAUGGGAAGUAGUUGCUGUUAUCAUCCUGUGUUUGGAGUCACACAACUAGUAUCUGAAACCAAAUUUGAACUUAAGUCCCUGACUCCAAGCCCAACACUCUAUGCAUUACCUACCUGUCCAGUUAGAAAAAACUCCCCCGCGAUUCAAAUAUCUGUUAACCCUGGGGGGGAGGGGGGGAAAUAGAUAAAAGGAAGUUCACUUCGAUUAUGAUUAUUUUUAAAUGUUUUAUUAGUACAUUUUUACUCUGAACUACUUCUAAAUAAUCUUAUAGCACUAUAAGGGGAAAAACUGACAAUGUUAACUUUCAAAUUGUAAUACAAAUUUUUGCAAAUAGCAUCCUGCUUUUUUCUAUAGAAAAAGAGAAAUCCAUUGCCAUAAUCCUAGUGAAGUGUAACCAUUUAUAAAAACAAUUCAAAUAAGACUGAGUCUUUCCAUGUGUCACUAUAGUCAGCAAAUAGGCAUGGUGGCUAAGGGCAACCUGGUUUUGAGCCCAAUCCCAUUUGUAAAAUCUUUUGGAUGAGGUUGAUAAAAUUACGGUUCUACAUGCCUUGAAAAGUAAGCAGGAACCUAAGCCUGCAGAAAGUCUGGUGUGAGACCCAAUUGCAUUCAUAAUUGAAACUAUAUGGAUAACAAACAUACGAAUGGAACAAAUUUGCCAGUAUUUCUAAAUGAUCUAGUAGAGCCUCAUUCAUCACUCCUGACAAAACAACCACUUUUAGACUCUACACAAAGAAUAACAAAAGAGAAAUACAGCUGGUGGUUGAAACAAUUUCAAAGGUAUACAAGGAUUUUUUUUAAUCUCUCGGAGGAGAAGGUUACAAAAGAAUUGAAAAUUGAUCAGUUUUGUUUUUUUUAAUGGUCAAGGAAACAAGCAACUAACAACCAUAUAAAUUCCUCACUUUCAUAAGAUCAUUGAGAAUAAUGUAUAUCCAGAGCAUCUCUAGAGGCAGAGGAGAAAUGACUUUUGUGGCCAAUUUUUCUAUAGCAAACCAUAGCUUCACAUUCAUAUAGUUGAAUUAUAGAAAAUGCAAGAUACUGCUGUGUGAGAUUAUAAUUAAGCAUUCAUUCAGAUUAGUAGGAUGGAUUUAAAAAGUUUUCUCCCUUUCAAAGUAUAUGAUACUGUGAUUCUUCAAUCAAGCAAGUUUUUAUCUAAAUAGGAUAUACCACAUACUGUGUGCUAAGUGUUGGAGAUACAAAGAUAAACAUUUGCUUUCAAGAAUUUUUAUGAGAAAGACUCCCAUUUUUAUGAGAAAGACUUUUAUAGCAUUUUAAGGUUUGUAAAAUGUCUUAUAUAUAUAUAUCUCAUUCUAUACUACAACCAUGGAAGGUAGGAAACUGAAGGAGACCAAAAGGUUAAAUGACUUUUCUACAGCUAAGAAAUGUUCAGAUUUGAGUUUGGUCUUCCUGAUUCCAGGUUCAGUACUCUAUCCACUUCAGAAUCCUAGCUAUAGUCAUUUGUACAUUAUCUACAACAAUGAUUUAUAUAAAAGACUUGUAAAUUGUAAAUGGCAGCUUUAGAGGGAAAGUAUUGCUGGAGAAAAGGAAACAAGGAAAGAUUUCCUGAAAAGCAUAGGAUUUGAGAUAUUUUCUAGGGAGUUAGAAGACAAAGGUAAAGAAGGAUAGUCUUCCAGCCACCUGUGUCAAGGAAAUUUUAAGAGGAGAGAAUGUCCAGAAGUGGGUGAUUGACAGUAUUAAGAGCUACAGAUAGGUCAGAAAAGAUGUGACUUCUAACAGCCUUUUCACAAUUAUCAAGAGAUAAUUGGUAACUGAAUAAAUAUAGUCAGUUAGCAUUUAUUUAGUGGGUAUGUUCCAAGCUCUGUGCUGAGUAGUGAAAAUACAAAGGCCAAAAGACAGCUUUUACACUCUAGAUGGUAUUGGUCUAAUGAGAGAGAGGAUGCAAACUAUGUACAAAUAAGAUAAAAUUGGUGAUAACAGAGAAGGCUCCAGCAUUAAGAGGAAUCAGGAAAGACUUCUUAUAAUAGAAGAGAUUUUAACUGGGCCUUGAAGGAAGCCAGGAAGUGGAGAGGAGGACAGGUAUUCCAGGGAUAGGAAAUAGCCAAUGAAAAUAGAGUCUGCAGAUAAAAUCUCAUAAAAAAAAAAUUAACAGGAAGCCACUGUCUCUGAAUUGAAAAUUCGGGGGUUAGGGGAAGAUGUUAUGUGUAAGACUGGAAAAGUAGGAAGAGAUCAACUCAAAAAGGGCUUUGAAAGCCAAACACUUGUAUAUUUUAAUCCUAGAGGUGAUAGGAAACCAUUGGAGUUUACUCCUGGGGCGAGGGAGAUAUGGCCAGAUUUGUGCUUUAGAAAGAUUAAUUUGCCAAUAGUGGAGGGUGGAAAAAGGGAGAGAAGAGGCAGGAAGAACAAUCAGUGUUGAAGUAGUUCAAGCAUGAAGUAAGAAGACCCUUAAGGUGGUUUUAGUAUCAGAUGUGAGGAAAGGGGUAUAUAGAAGAUAGCAUAAAAAUAAAAUAAACAGACUUUGGCAACAAAUUAUAUAUGGGAAAUAAAAGAAUCAAAGAUAACAUCCAUAUUUAAAGCCUAGAUUAUUGGGAGAAUUGGUCUUAACAGGGAAAUUCAGAAGUGAUGGAUGUUUUGGGUAGAAAGAUAAAUUUAGUUUUGGACAUGUUGAAUUUAAGAUAACUACUGGUUAUUUAGUUUAAGAUAUCUAAUAAUUGAAGUCUGGAGAUUAAUAGAGAUUAGACUGAAUAAGUAGAAUAAGACAUAAUUUCAUCAACACAAUUGAAACAAUGGGAUUUGAUGAAAUCACCAAGGGAAAUGGAGGCAGAAGUGUGUCCAGAACUCUGGUGGAUACUCACCUUUGGCAAAUAUGAUCUGAAUAAAGAUCCAGUGAAAGGAGACUGAGGAGCAGACUGAUUGAUAGAGAACUACAGUAGUGUUAGGAAAAAAAAAAACAAACAAAAAACGUAGAGAAAA
Sarcophilus harrisii (Tasmanian devil) is the source of this 12958-nucleotide messenger RNA. RefSeq names its product APC regulator of WNT signaling pathway (gene APC). NCBI's taxonomy places the organism in Eukaryota, Metazoa, Chordata, Mammalia, Dasyuromorphia, Dasyuridae. Gene Ontology annotation, biological process: Wnt signaling pathway; pattern specification process; positive regulation of protein catabolic process. The record is from RefSeq and is a predicted model, not a curated record. The coding region runs from base 1 to 8535 and encodes 2844 amino acids. Gene Ontology annotation, cellular component: beta-catenin destruction complex; cytoplasmic microtubule; catenin complex. Gene Ontology annotation, molecular function: gamma-catenin binding; beta-catenin binding; microtubule binding. The transcript is spliced from 15 exons.